CACAAGUCACAACAAAGACACUUACUUCACUUACUUCAGCUUUGGAGUUUUGUUUGAAGCUGCAAUGAGCUUGAGUAGGGAAGAUUGUGAAGAUGGAAACAACCUUAAGAAGCCUUUCCUCUACACUGGUAGCUGGUACAAAAUGGGAUCAAAACAAUCAAACUUGUUAAACUCUUCAACUCAAUAUGUCAUUCGAGAUUCAUCUGUUUCUGUUCUCUUCUGUGUCCUCAUUGUCGCAUUAGGUCCUCUUCAAUUCGGCUUCACGUGUGGUUAUACUUCUCCAACACAAGAAAGUAUAAUCAGUGAUCUAAAGCUCUCACUUUCCGAGUUUUCUCUUUUCGGAUCUUUAUCCAAUGUGGGAGCCAUGGUGGGAGCCAUUGUUAGUGGUCAAAUGGCAGAAUACAUAGGGCGCAAAGGGUCAUUGAUGAUUGCUGCAAUCCCCAACAUAAUAGGAUGGUUGGCCAUCUCCUUUGCCAAAGACUCGGCAUUUUUGUUUAUGGGGAGGUUUUUGGAAGGUUUUGGCGUUGGAAUAAUCUCUUACGUGGUGCCUGUUUAUAUAGCUGAGAUUUCACCUCAAAAUAUGAGAGGUACACUUGGAUCAGUUAACCAGUUAUCUAUCACAAUUGGAAUAUUGUUGGCUUAUUUGUUAGGCUUUUUCGUUAACUGGAGAGUACUUGCAGUUUUAGGAACUUUGCCAUGUUUAAUAUUAAUACCUGGAUUAUUUUUCAUACCGGAAUCACCAAGAUGGUUGGCGAAGAUCAGAAUGACUGAAGAGUUUGAGUCUUCUUUGCAAGUAUUACGAGGAUUUAAUACUGAUAUAUCACUUGAAGUACAUGAAAUUAAGAGCUCGGUCGAAUCAAUGGGAAAAGGUGUUACAAUUCAGUUUGCAGAUCUUAAGAUGAAAAAGUACUGGUUUCCUUUAAUGGUAGGGAUUGGAUUACUUGUACUCCAGCAAUUGAGUGGAACCAAUGGAGUGUUGUUUUAUUCAAGUACAAUCUUUCUAAAUGCAGGAGUUUCAUCUAGCAAUGUUGCUACAGUUGGACUCGGUGUUAUUCAGGUCAUAGUUACCGGAAUCACUACUUGGUUGGUGGACAAAAGUGGAAGAAGACUACUUCUAAUAGUAAGCAUUAUGCAAAAUCUACAUAAACAUUUUCAAGAAAAAGUAAUCUAUAAUGUGUUAUUACUUAUGCAGGUAUCUUCAUCUAUAAUGACAUUGAGCCUUUUUCUUGUUUCUAUAGCAUUCUAUCUCGAGAAAAUCACAGAGAAGGAUUCUACUCUAUACAGUUUUUUAGGAAUACUUUCUGUUAUCGGCCUUGUGACUAUGGUGAUUGGAUACUCUCUUGGAAUUGGACCAAUUCCUUGGCUUAUAAUGUCUGAGAUACUUCCGAUGAAUAUAAAGGGUCUUGCCGGAAGCAUAGCCACUUUAACAAGUUGGUUAACAUCAUGGAUAAUCACAAUGACUGCAAACUUGCUAUUGACUUGGAGCAGUGGAGGAACAUUCUUAAUGUACACAGUGGUAGCUGCAUUCACUGUUGUUUUUGCAGCAAUUUGGGUUCCUGAGACAAAAGGAAGAACAUUGGAAGAAAUACAACUCUCCUUUAAAUAGAUAAUAAUGGAAAAUCAGAUGUG
This is a messenger RNA of Vicia villosa (hairy vetch), 1629 nucleotides long. Its product is annotated as sugar transporter ERD6-like 4. Gene Ontology annotation, molecular function: sugar transmembrane transporter activity. The coding region runs from base 65 to 1606 and encodes 513 amino acids. The record is from RefSeq and is a predicted model, not a curated record. Gene Ontology annotation, cellular component: membrane. The transcript has 16 exons. Gene Ontology annotation, biological process: transmembrane transport; carbohydrate transport. NCBI's taxonomy places the organism in Eukaryota, Viridiplantae, Streptophyta, Magnoliopsida, Fabales, Fabaceae.